Daktulosphaira vitifoliae (grape phylloxera) is the source of this 1209-nucleotide messenger RNA. RefSeq lists its product as uncharacterized. The coding region runs from base 152 to 991 and encodes 279 amino acids. The record is from RefSeq and is a predicted model, not a curated record. NCBI's taxonomy places the organism in Eukaryota, Metazoa, Arthropoda, Insecta, Hemiptera, Phylloxeridae. The transcript has 2 exons.
UUAGACUAUUAAUUACUAUUGGGUUUAAAUUAGUUAAUAACUUCACCGUGGUGUAAGCAUAGCGCUCUAAUCGUUAUAAGAUUUUCUAUAUAAACAGACGUUACUUUAACUUGUUGGUAAUGUGUUAAGUCGAUAUUUGUAUACUUUAAGAAUGGCUGGUUCUCUCGCUACAAUUGCCAAAUUCUAUAACAAACAAACAUUUGCUAAACCCCAACCUCACAGUGAAUUAAUCGAUUGCACUGAUUACGUUUUGAAUUUCAAUCCUCGUAAAUUCGUUCAGAUAGGAUUGGAUCCAAAAGAUCGAUUUAACGUAACUAUUCGUUUACUAUCGUCAACCCGUUACAUACUUAUAACGAUAGAUUUCCUACAACGGAUUUAUACGUUGAUGGGUAAUAUUCUGUCGCUAAUUUUCGACCCUGUAUCAAGACAAAAGAUUAUUUUACUCAAGGAUGAAUACGUCACACUCUCAAAGACUACGUUUCAAGGAGAGUCUUCGCUAGUCUUUGAAUCACAAGCACAAGAUGAAUGCCGAGUGUUACUCACCCAAUCAGACAUUUUAAAACUCAGCGCUUUGGAAUGUUGUAUCUUUGAGACUAUCAAUCAAAAGAUGACUGUAAUUCAACCAUUGGUUCUACAACAGUUGGAACAGAUGGCUCAAUAUAUGAAAUCUCAGUAUGAAGUAAAUGUGGAAAACAAAUGUAUGUUGAUCAAUGCGGUUUCGGAUUAUACGAUUAGAAAUAGUUUACCCAAUAGCGAUCUGAGCUACAUAAGCCAAAUAAAACAAUUUGCGAGCCAGCAGUUGGAACAACGGUGGACGAUGCUGGAAGAAUAUACUAAAGAAAUGUCUUCUAACGGAGAAAACGUAUGCUCGACAUUUUUUGGGUCGCUGGCCGAUGAUAUACAGUCGGAACCAAUCAUACCAUCAAAUACAAAUAACCAAGAAAUACCAACAGUAGUUGUUAGUAAUAGCUAUCUGUCGACAAGUAUCUAAAACAUGUAUAUAAUUAAAAAAAAAAAAAAAAUUGUUUAAAAUAAACGUAUGUUGCAUUGACAUGUGCUGUUAUUAUUAUAUACUGAGACAUUGUGAAAAUCUCGUUUUUAACGUAACUUGUAAUUAAAAUUAUAAUGGAUACAAAGACUAUAAAUACGUUUAAAUAAUAAUGUUUAAAAUAAUGAUUAUUAUCUAGGAUUUUAUUUAUAUCAUAUGAA